This is a messenger RNA of Plasmodium cynomolgi strain B, 498 nucleotides long. RefSeq names its product VIR-like CYIR protein. The record is from RefSeq and is a predicted model, not a curated record. The transcript has 2 exons. Lineage: Eukaryota; Apicomplexa; Aconoidasida; Haemosporida; Plasmodiidae. Bases 1 to 498 code for a protein of 165 amino acids.
AUGUCAUCCCUAGUGAAAUACCCCAAUUCAGCUCGAGUCAGAUGUGACUUAAGCGAGUCCUUAUAUUACACUCCAUUCUUUAGCAUAUACAAAAGUGACAGUGAAGAGUUUACCCUAUUUGGAAUUUUCGUCGUUGGAAGUUUUGUCAUGUUUGCGGUAUACCUGAUUGUGCUAAUUUUGUAUAAGUUUACUCCACUUGGAUUGAAAUUCGACUCGGAAAAACGAAGAAAGGCUAGAAGAAUAUGGAGGGAAGUCGAAAGGAAUCAGUAUGGAUCCUUCUCUACCCUCAGUGAUUACACUAAUGCUAGUGAUUACACUAAUGCUAGUUAUUACACUAAUGCUAGUGAUUACACUGAUGGUAGUGUUUACACUGAUGGUAGUGUUUACACUGAUGGUAGUGUUCACACUGAUGGUAGUGAUUACACUGAUGGUAGUGAAUCCACAUACACGGAUAACGAAUCAUACGUAUUUACUCAGCCCAAUCCUAGAUAUUAUUAA